ACAUCCAAUAGCUCUGCAGAAUCGUGUCUUACACUGGGUUCUACUGCUUCUCUGCUCUCAUGGCCUACGCGUAUACAAGCAAUACAACUAGAGCUGGGUUUUCAAGGGCUUAUCAAAUAUUAUGCAUCAUACCCUGCUGGAACUGAACUUUUAACGGACACUACUAAGUUAUACAAAGCUGCGCUGGGAAAUUGCUUCGAAUCGGAAGAGUGGAGUCCAAUUGAGUACUGUAUUAUGGCUAAGCAUUUUGAACGUCAAGGAAAAUCGCCUUAUGCUUAUCAUGCUCAAUAUAUGGCACACCUUCUGUCUCAUGGAGAACUUGAUGGAAGUGGCUAGGAUAUAAUGUGAAGCAGCCGCCCAUGGAAGCUUUCGAUUUUAUCAGACGGUGAAAGACCAUCGAGAUUCUCAUUCUGUGAGAUGCAAACAACGCUAUCAGCAAUUUAGAUCAUCUUCACUGAUCUUAUGUCUAUUGCUUGCUGAUAUUCUAAGCCCUCAUUUACUCUUUCUGAUAUUCUAAGCCCUCAUUUUCUACUGAUCUUAUGUCUAUUGCUUGCUGCACUGUACAAUAUUAGGCACACCAAACGGUUACCUACCCGACACCAAUGACUACAAUAUGUGACACCAAUUGA
Molecule: messenger RNA, 629 nt
Organism: Mercurialis annua (annual mercury)
Lineage: Eukaryota; Viridiplantae; Streptophyta; Magnoliopsida; Malpighiales; Euphorbiaceae
Exons: 5
Source: RefSeq, a predicted model, not a curated record